AGGGCUCGUAAGAUAAGAUGUUUUAAACAAGCUUAGCCAAACGGACUGGUGGAGUAAUUGUCCCGUAAACCCCAAAAACCAAAAAUUAAAGUAGGCAUUCUCAGCUUCACUGUCACUAAGCACUUCUUCUGGUUGAAGGCCACUAGUGAAAAAAGGGUGAAGAAAAGAUGUGUUCUUUAUCCUCUUUUAACUCAAUCUGUACUCGCAGCUGCUUUUUUGGAUGCCAGGAUGAAAUGAAGUAUUCUAAGGCCAGGAAGCUUUGUGUUAGAGCUUCUGUUGUCACGUCAAUACCGCAGAGCUUACGAACUGAAGAAAUUCAGGCCCGGAAAUUCGAAAAGUUCCGAGUUGGGGUUCUUGGAGCCAGUGGCUAUACUGGCUCUGAGAUAAUUAGGCUGCUUGCGAAUCAUCCCAACUUCCAAAUAACGAUGAUGACCGCAGAUAGGAAAGCCGGUCAAUCAAUCGGAUCAGUGUUCCCUCAUUUAGUCAAACAAGAUUUGCCUGAUUUGGUUGCUGUCAAAGAUGCCGAUUUUUCCGACGUAGAUGCUGUUUUCUGUUGCUUGCCGCACGGGACAACUCAGGAAAUUAUCAAAGGUCUCCCGAGUAGUUUGAAGAUAGUCGAUCUAUCCGCGGAUUUUCGGCUCCAAGAUGUUGGUGAAUAUGAGGAAUGGUACGGUCAGCCUCAUGUAGCACAAGAAUUACAGAAAGAAGCUGUAUACGGUUUAACAGAGUUAUCCAGAUCCGAAAUCGAAAAUGCUCGUCUAAUUGCAAAUCCUGGCUGUUAUCCAACUUCUAUCCAGCUUCCUCUUGUCCCCUUAAUAAAAGCCAAUCUCAUCGAAGUGAAGAAUAUCAUUAUCGACUCAAAAUCUGGUGUUAGUGGAGCAGGACGUGGUGCGAAGGAGGCAAAUUUGUACACUGAAAUAGCCGAAGGGAUUCAUUCUUACGGUGUGACUAGGCAUCGUCAUGUGCCUGAAAUCGAACAAGGAUUAUCGGAGGCUGCGAAAUCGAAAGUUACUGUUAGCUUCACCCCACAUUUAAUGCCAAUGAGCCGUGGUAUGCAAUCAACUAUAUAUGUGGAAAUGGCCCACGGAGUAUCGACUGACGAUCUAUAUCAACAUUUAAGCAACUUUUACGAGAAGGAGGAAUUUGUUAUUAUGUUGAAGAAGAACGAGGUUCCUCAUACUCGACAUGUUAGAGGGUCCAACUAUUGCUUGAUGAAUGUGUUUCCCGAUCGAAUUCCUGGAAGAGCAAUAAUUAUCUCUGUUAUUGAUAAUCUUGUGAAAGGAGCUUCUGGUCAGGCAUUGCAAAAUCUGAACUUGAUGAUGGGAAUUCCGGAAAAUACGGGACUCCUCACAGUGCCUUUGUUUCCUUAGAACGGUUCGUUCCGGUAGUGACUUGGAGAAAAAGCUCGAAAUAUCGCACAGUUUCAGGUGAUGGAAUAUGCUGUUGUCCCAGCUGAAGUUUUGAGAUGACAAUAGUUCAAUUAUCUUUAAAAAUAAACCUGAACUUAUUUGUAAUUUAUGAUACUUUUCGCUUAGCAUUUACCGAAUUUUCUGUUUCCCCUUUCGACAAUUUUUUUAUUCCUAUUCCGAUUUUCUGA
Molecule: messenger RNA, 1597 nt
Organism: Erythranthe guttata (spotted monkey flower)
Lineage: Eukaryota; Viridiplantae; Streptophyta; Magnoliopsida; Lamiales; Phrymaceae
Product: Putative N-acetyl-gamma-glutamyl-phosphate reductase
Biological process (GO): L-arginine biosynthetic process
Molecular function (GO): N-acetyl-gamma-glutamyl-phosphate reductase (NADP+) activity; NADP+ binding; NAD binding
Source: RefSeq, a predicted model, not a curated record